AUGGCUUCUUGUUUGAAUCUUCAAGGAUUGUGUGAUAGUGCGUAUAAGGUGAGUUCAGCACAUUUAAAGAACAAGGAAAAUACAUCUGACCGACCUGACGUCUGUCAGACAAAUAGCAUCGAAAUAUAUCUUGGAAACAGGUGUCGGACGAAUGUCCACUUUGGUGGGUAUGUAUGUGUACUUGUAUAUUAUUAUCAUUGUAAAUCUAAUUGAAACAGGAGACUACCUUGCAUGGGUUUUAGAGUCCUGUUCACACUCUUACCUCUUGAAGCAAAGACACUAUAUGUCUUGACAACUCGCUGCUUUGACAAAGACUUGAAGUCUUGACAACAUCAGUUUCCACUACUCACAGAAUAAAACUUAGUUAAUCAUAUAUUUUAAUUGUAUUUUUCAUACUGCAAUACAGUUUCCACUAGCUGCCCAAAGACUCAAAGUCUUGACAACAUAAGUUUCCACUACUCACAGACUGGCCCUAUAGAAAAUGGAGGUCAGUCGAGAGUUUGUGAGCUCUUCCCCCUACGUUUUCUGGGCUUCGUUUUAUUGGUUUAUGGGAUUCGAACGGCGAUAUAUGAUUUUCAACGGAAUAAUGUAGCUCAAAGGAGAUAUUUGUUGAACUUUGCUGGUUCUUGUUGCGAAUUAAGUCUUUUAUGGGACAUUACUGCUUUGUUCGAUGACCAACCUAUAACUGAAACUGAUUUUAAAGAUGAAUUGAUUGGACUUACUAGCAAGUAUUUUAUGAAUGCGAGUACUCGUUGCUCCAUGUUCAAAGCUGGUGCUAAAAUAACAGGAACUUACGAGGUUAAGUUACACUAUGACAAGGAAAACUUAAAAUGCAAGCUUGUUGUUGUUUAAAAAGUACGAAAAUUUGCAUUCUACCUCGAAUGACAGUAGCCAACAUCAGUGAAGCGAAGCAGAUGAAACAAUGCAUCGUGAAACACUUUCUAAAGGGUAGAGUGCUGUAUUCAGUUAAUGGCACUGCUUCUUAUAAUCACAAAGUUUUACAGCUUAUUUUGAACGGAGAUAUUCACUCACUUCCCUGCCCAACCUCCAGCACAACUACGAAGCUAAAUGCCCAAUAUGUGAGAAGACAGUUAGACAACAUCAUAAAUGUCAGGGCACUUGAAGAAAAAGAGCACUUGAAGAAAAGAGCACUUAAAGAAAAGAGCACUUGA
Paramuricea clavata is the source of this 1172-nucleotide messenger RNA. The record is from the annotation of a GenBank genome assembly. NCBI's taxonomy places the organism in Eukaryota, Metazoa, Cnidaria, Anthozoa, Malacalcyonacea, Plexauridae.